Messenger RNA from Prinia subflava (tawny-flanked prinia), 3942 nucleotides. RefSeq names its product adiponectin receptor 2 (gene ADIPOR2). The transcript has 8 exons. Gene Ontology annotation, biological process: adiponectin-activated signaling pathway. Gene Ontology annotation, cellular component: plasma membrane. Gene Ontology annotation, molecular function: signaling receptor activity. Bases 229 to 1386 code for a protein of 385 amino acids. The record is from RefSeq and is a predicted model, not a curated record. Lineage: Eukaryota; Metazoa; Chordata; Aves; Passeriformes; Cisticolidae.
CGGGCGCGCAGCCGCGCCGGCGCGUCCCGCAUUGGCGGCGGCGGCCUCGUGCGAUGGUGACGCCGUAGGGCCGGAGGAGGCGGCGGCCGGGCCGGGCGGGCGGCGGCAGCGGCGGCCGCGGGACGGGGGCGGCGGCAGCAGCUCCGCCGGCCGUUGCCAGAGCCGAGCCACAGCCAGCCAGACUGAACCAAGAGGAAAGAGAAUAUUUGAGAAGGCUCCCAGCAUCUCAUGACCGAGCCAGCGGAACUCGAUAAUGCUGGUUCUCCAGAGCCAGCCCUGCGGCUCAGGAAGGGACACAUGUCUGACCCUGCCACAGCACAGGCACCCCGGGAGGAGGACAGCUCUCCAGAGAGCCUUCUGCUAGAGGAGCCACCACUGUCUUCUGACGAGGAAAAUUGUUCUGAGGAUAAACACAACGAUGAGCCACCUCAAGAAGAUGAAGGCUUUAUGGGUAUGUCACCUCUUCUACAAGCCCACCAUGCCAUGGAGAGAAUGGAGGAGUUUGUGUGUAAGGUGUGGGAGGGCCGGUGGAGAGUCAUCCCCCACGACGUGCUGCCCGACUGGCUGAAGGACAAUGACUACCUGCUGCACGGCCACCGCCCGCCCAUGCCCUCCUUCCGCGCCUGCUUCAGGAGCAUCUUCAGGAUACACACCGAGACUGGCAACAUCUGGACACACCUCCUGGGAUGUGUGUUCUUCCUGUGUCUGGGAAUCUUCUACAUGUUCCGGCCAAACAUGUCCUUCGUAGCACCUGUGCAGGAGAAGGUGGUCGUGGGGUUGUUCUUCUUGGGAGCCAUUCUCUGCCUCUCCUUCUCAUGGCUCUUCCACACAGUUUAUUGCCACUCAGAAGGUGUUUCCCGGCUCUUCUCCAAGCUGGAUUAUUCUGGCAUUGCACUCCUCAUAAUGGGCAGCUUUGUACCAUGGCUGUACUACUCCUUCUAUUGCAACCCUCAGCCUUGCUUCAUCUACUUGAUUGUGAUCUGUGUCCUGGGCAUUGCAGCCAUAAUUGUCUCACAAUGGGACAUGUUUGCCACCCCUGAAUACCGGGGUGUAAGGGCAGGAGUAUUUCUAGGUCUGGGGCUUAGUGGGGUAAUUCCCACUCUGCACUUUGUCAUCUCUGAGGGGCUCCUGAAGGCAGCCACAAUGGGGCAGAUAGGCUGGCUGGCACUCAUGGCAUGCCUGUACAUCACUGGUGCUGCUCUCUAUGCUGCCCGCAUCCCGGAGAGGUUCUUCCCUGGCAAGUGUGACAUCUGGUUCCACUCCCACCAGCUGUUCCACGUGUUCGUGGUGGCGGGAGCCUUCGUGCACUUCCACGGCGUCUCCAACCUGCAGGAGUUCCGCUUCACGGUGGGCGGGGGCUGCUCCGAGGAGGAGGGCGUGCAGUAGGAGCGGCCCGAGAGCCAAAGGAGCGGCCCGGGGCAGCACCCGGCUGAGAAAAAGGAAUACCUAAGAAGAAUCCAAGUUUCAGCUGAUGAGGCGUGGAGCUUCAUGGGGAUUCUGACUAACCAAGAUAAAUUCUAUACCUCAAGCAAUGGAAUAAAUCAAUUUGAAGACCAGGAAAUUCUGAAAACCUAAUUUAUUCUUGGGAUCUACAGAUUGAGCUACAGAGGACCCUUUCCAAAUCGGCUUCUGUUCAAUGCCAUAUUUAUUUGUAGAAUUGGGGAGGGAUAGCUUAGCAGUUUCCUUUUUUUUAAAAAAAAGAAAAAAAAAGUCAAGGUUAAAUUUAUAUCCUCUUGGAGGGUUUGGGCGUUGAUUUUAGAUGCUGUUUUGGGAGAAAAACAAAUUGUAAAUAAGAUUUCUAACUUUCUGUUUAAAUAAAAUUUAUAUAAAUGUUUUAAACAAUGGGUGGGGGGAAAAGGGUUUUUGUAAAGAAUGCAACAUGCAAGUACCACACACUGUUUCAAUUUUGCACAAAACAAACGAUUGCAGGAGGACCAGGUAAAAUUCCCAGGAGUGAAGAAGGCUGGCCCUGUGGAUUUCCUGUGGCCAGCACGCCCUGGGCAGUGUGGGGUCCUGGCCAACCCCUGGAGCAGGCUCAGGACACGAACACGAGGGCUGUGAAGGCUGGGUUAGUCCUGGUGUCACCCGGGCCACAGCGAGAGCAAAGGGAUUUGCUGCAGUUCUGGGAGGGUGCAUCUGCUCCUUGCCCUGCGUGGGGUCAGCUGCACUGCAGCCUGUGUGCAGGGGAGCUUUGGGGGAUGCAUCCUCCACUUGGUUCCUUUGGUGUCUCAUCCCAGGCCCUGCAGCCUGCUGGGGCGCUGCAGGAGGAAAGGCAAAACACAAACAGCGCGGUCCAUCCGUGCCUGCCUGCAGCCAGAGCCCCGGAGGGGAUGGUGCUGUUUGCUCUGAGGGAGGAUGGCAGGAGACUGCUCAGGAGGUCGUUGAGCAUGUGAGGAAACAGAGGUGGGGUUAAGAUGGGCUGGAAAGAGGGAGCUGUGUGCUCCAGGCCUUGGAGUUAACAGGCACUGCAGACCUCAGGCACAUUUACCAUCCCGUGUGUCAGGCUCCAUAUGCCAAGGCAGUUUGCAGGUUUUUCUUUUUAGGAGGAAUUGAUUCUAACCAGCCCAGUGCAGUUCCUUUUUUUUUUUUUCUUUUGGCCUUAGGUCUGCUUUCCAUCUGUGCUUUAGCAGUGGGACUGCUGGUAUUUCUUAAGCCUAAACCUGAGAGUUCAGCUGGAUUGCUGUGGAGCAGACACCUCCUAUAUAAGGGGAGGCAAAUACCCUUCUCUUGUGUAAUUGAUGUAGCUUGAGCUUUGGAGCCCACUCAGAAGCCAGACUGAAGGAGAAUCUUUGGAGUUGCAAGGUGAAACGUGAAGAUUUUGUUUGUUAUGGCACAGGUAUUGCUUGGAGGCUUUAGCUGGAAAUUCAGAGCAAUUACCUCUCUCACAGAUGAGUUAAACAGCUCAUACUGUGCAGUAUUCACAGGCAAGGAAGGUAAAGGAUGGUUGGUUGUUGUGUGGGGUGAAUUUUUUUGUUGUUGGGUUUGGGGUUAUUUUUUGAUUCCCUCAAGUUUCAGUUUGCAUUCUUCAUGAGAAAGAGAUGGAUUGCAAAGGUCUUCCCAUACUCUGGAUGUCACAGUGUGUUUGGGGGAGUUGCUUUGUCUAAUGGAGUCAGGUAGAAGCAGAAUGCCCUCCUAAGGCUGAGUGGGCAUUGUGGUUCACCCCUGGAGUGGAGUAAAGCCUCUGAGGGCAAGGCCAGCUGCAGGAGGAGCUGCUGCAGCAGCCUGCAGGAUUCGAGGGGUGUGCUCUCAGUAGGGUCCCCACACUGGGUGGGCUGGAAGGAGUCUGUCCCAGGCCUGUGGUGUUUAAAUGGAGGAAGGGGCAGUGUUGCCUUGGAUGGGAGGGCUGGUGGCAUCCCAGACACGGCUGGGGAGGAGUGCUGGUGUGCGAGCCAGGCGUGGCACAUAUCAGAAGCAGAGCUGGCUGGAAGUGCUUUGGGCUCCCUCUGAACAGUACCAGCAGAAGCAGCAGCCUCCAUCCUGCUCAUCCCACGUUCACUCCUCCAAGGCGAUUGUAACCUGGUCCUACACAGCACAGAACUAUUACAAAAACACAGUACUCCACCUGCUAUUCUUAACCCAGUCAGUCUGUUCAAGAAGUUUGUGUGUUCCAAUAAAAACAACCUAGCUGUGCACUUUUCUGUAGCUUUUGCUGAGAACUCUUCCCAGGUUGGCACCUGAAUGCCUUACUCUCAGCAGUCAGAGGCUUGCUUGCUCUGUGUGCAGGUUAUUGCCAUAGAAUAGUUAGGACCUACAGCUUCUUUCCUUCCCCAUUAAAUAGUGGCCUUGUUCAGUAUAUUUCUUUUUAACAAUUGCUUACUGUUGGAAGCAAUGAAGCACAUUCUGGGGUUUUGAUGGCUGGGGACUCUGGUGAUGGUUCCAUAUAAGAUGGGAUCUUAUUACUUGCUGUAUUCUUAACUUCUGCUAAUAAAAGAACCAAAUUGA